Molecule: messenger RNA, 963 nt
Organism: Helianthus annuus (common sunflower)
Lineage: Eukaryota; Viridiplantae; Streptophyta; Magnoliopsida; Asterales; Asteraceae
Product: polyubiquitin-like
Exons: 2
Coding region: 1-963 (320 amino acids)
Biological process (GO): modification-dependent protein catabolic process; protein ubiquitination
Cellular component (GO): cytoplasm; nucleus
Molecular function (GO): protein tag activity; ubiquitin protein ligase binding
Source: RefSeq, a predicted model, not a curated record
AUGCAGCUUCUCAUCGAGACCAGCACAGGCAAUACCUUCACCAUGAUGGUUGAGGGCUCGGACACAUUUGAUCUUGUUAAGGCGAAGAUCGAGGAGCAAUGUGGCCGCCGCCUUGACAACUACUGUAACAUCCAUUGGGAACUCGUGCCUCCUGAACCUGAACCUGAACCUGAGUUGGACUUGGUUCAAUGGAGCAAGUAUCUGCGGCCGGGGGCAAUGCAGAUAUUUGUCCGUAUCAACAAUGAAAAGAAGACCAUCACUUUGAAACCUUUGUUCCCAGACAGCACAAUCUUUGACUUAAUGGACAUGAUCAAGGAAAAGACACGUAUUCACAAUUUCGACCAGAACCUAUUCUUGGUCGGAAUGCCUCUGGAUUAUCGCGGUACCAUAGCCAGCAACAACAUUCAUUGGGGGUCGAUCGUCGAUAUUGUGGAAGGGCCUAGCCUACCAUGGGGGGAGAUAUAUGUAGAGACCAUCCAAGGAAAGACCAUCACUCUUAAACCCGAAGAGGACCUGGGCGUCAUACAAGUGAAAGCUUUUAUUCAAGAUCAGGCUGGUAUUCCUACAGAACAGCAGAGGCUGGUCUAUGCUGGAGACGAGCUUGAUAACGACCGCUACAUGUCAUCUUACUACAUCCGAAAUCAGUCCACCUUACGUCUUGUGGACGAAGCAUUCAAGAGGAUAAGGGUGCCGAUGGGGAUACGCAUCUGUAUUGAUGAUGAUGAUGAUGCCACACAACAAAGAAGAAACAUCUAUCUAGUUGUCGAAAGCACCGACACCAUUCAUGUCGUGAAAGCUAAGAUUCAGAACGUGGAAGGCAUUCCUGCGGACCGGCAGGUUCUGUUUUUGCCCCACAAGCGGCUAGAUGACAGCUUUACACUUGCAGACUACUAUUUCCAGGAAGGGAAAGGAUUAAAUAUGAAGUUUAUAUUGGCUAGGAAGUGUAGGAAGCAAUAUGAUUAG